UAUUCAUCUGCCGGCCGGUGCGGAUCCUGGCAAUUUAGCUCCUUGGUUGUAGGCACUUAGGCCGGGAGUUAGGAGGUUAGGGGGUACUGUGUGUAUCUUUGGAAGACAGCAAAGAAGCUUGCCAUUUCAAUUUCAACUUACGAUGAGCUCCGAGCCGGCUUUCGCUACCCUAGGAAGGAAUCACCUUCACAGAAUCAUCUGUCGCAUUUGUGCCUCCAUCCCUUUCGAUAGGCUCCCCUCCGAAGAGGAGGCCGCAUACCCGCACCAUGCCACGCUUGACGACCUUCGAUCCUCAUCGAGCAAGUGCGCUCUCUGCGCGCUGCUUAUCCAGUCCAUUAACGAGCAGGAACUGCUCCUAAAAUCAGAGAAACACCGCAGUGGCGCCCUGAUUGGGGAUUUCGCGGCCAGCCUCCAGGCCCAGGGAUACUCAAAUCCCGUGAUCAGCUAUGUCGAGUCAGUCAAGCGGCAUCAGGAUGUUCGGCUUUUGCCCGACAGGAAAUCACUCGAGGUUUUGGAUCUUGGACGGCGCCAGUCUGCUACCUUUGAGAAUGUGAAUCUUGCCAAAUACGGUGUGGUCCUUGGGGGACCCUCGGUUCAGCCUCCACAGCCCCCUGGAGUUGGUACAUUGAGUCGAUCAACUCCACGACCGUGGAUCUAUGGAAACUGGUGGCUACUGGACCAGCCCGACGAGUCAAGCAGGCCAGCUCAAACGGAAGACUACUACCGUCCCCAACUUCUUGGUAUUGGGGUGCGUCUGACAGAGUUGCCGACACCGCAUGCCUGCAAGAUGUACGACCGCCAGGUGGUCCACCGUCGAGGGAGCAGUAUCAGGAUUUUUACUGAGCUCGGUGACCCUACAGCUCAGUACAUCCCGGGCAGAAUUCGGGAGUUGUUCAGCGGCAGUCUAAAAUCCCGCGACCUCAUCCGCUUUUGGGUUCGGAAAUGCAAUGCCGGGCACAACUGCCAGCAGAAAGAGCCACCUGUCCUGCCCACAAGGGUUUUGGACGUCGGUUCACCGCCGACCAUCGAGUCGGUUCGCCUGUGGGAAACCAACGGCGCCAAAGGCCACUACAUCGCUCUCAGCCAUUCCUGGGGCGGCGCCGAUAUUCUCACCACCAAGGCGCACAACCUACGAGCCCAUAAGUCCGCCAUACCGCUAGAAUAUCUCCCGCAGACUUUCUACGACACCGUUCGGAUUGCUUAUGGCUUGGGCAUUCGCUACGUCUGGAUCGACUCCCUCUGCAUCAUCCAGGGUGACAAGGAGGACUGGGAGCGCGAAGCCCCCAAGAUGUCCAACGUCUACCAUAACGCGUACCUCACCGUGUCGGCCUCACACGCCCUCAACGCGCUCGAGGGCUGUUUCCCGCGCUUUCGGAUGUUCAAGUACACCCCGAUGGACAACUUGUCGACAGGCAUCUCUGGCGAAUGGGACCACCUCGAUUUUGUCCCGGUCGAUGCGUCGACAUCCUUCCGACGGCGCGCAAAGCUGUAUUUCCACAAGGGCUGGAUGCCCCCGUCCUCAAUCAAAAGCCCAACCGUCUAUCGAAACGGCAAUUUCGGCGACAAAUGCGACCCUAUUUCCCUAGAAAUGCUGAGCUCGCGGGCGUGGACGCUCCAGGAACGCCUCCUAUCGCCACGCAUACUUCACUUUGGAAGGGACCAGAUGUAUUGGGAGUGCCAGCGCUGCUUCAUGGCAGAAGAUGGAUCUCGCUUCGAUCCGACAACAUUUUCCCUCGAGCAGGUGAUACAGACCCAAACCCUUGACCCUACUGAGGAAAGCAAAGCUCAGUACCUUGCAUUCACCGCCGAGGCCAAGGUAGAAAACUCUUGGGAGGAGGGUCGUUUCAAAGGCGGCUGGCCAUGGGUGGUGACGGAUUUUAGCAGGCGCCGGCUUACAGUUCCCGACGACAAGCUGCCUGCCUUAUCCGGCCUGGCGUCCAUCAUCGCGGCCAGGACGGGGGACACGUACAUGUGUGGCCUGUGGAAGCGCCACAUAUGCCACGAUCUCUGCUGGAAGGUGGAUCGAUCCCAGGAGACUGAGAUGAGCAUGCGUGUGUGGGACAUGCGCCUCGAGCCGAGCGAGGAUCUCAACAAGCCGAAUCUCGCCAGCAGCCAGGUAGUGUUCCGGGAUGCCUCAAAACCACUCGAGGUGCAGAGGGUUCCGGGGCGCGCACCUUCGUGGUCUUGGGCCUCGAUGGACGCUCCCGUGCAGUUCGAACAGAUCCAGGGCAACUUUAUCGUGGCCCGGCUUGUCAGUCACGAGAUUCAACCCCUUGGGAAGGACAAACACGGCCGUGUCUCGUCAGGAUUUAUCGUCCUCCAUGCACCUUUGGUUCCCAUGACCCGUCGAGACCUCAAAGCCAGUACUGAAUGGAUUCGUACCAGCUACGACAGCCGCCACCCCUUUGAGACUCCGGUUCAGAUCUUUAAAGACGGCGAAAUAGCCCCUGGGUUCGCAACGUUCGACGUCCAAGAGUUCUUUCCGUGCUUUGCGGCCUUCAUCGACUCGGCGUGCGCGCUAGUGUUGAAAGCCUCCAGUGCCCAGAACGGCGAGUUCCAACGUAUCGGCCUUGCCACGUUCAUCCGGACGCAGAGCCAGAAAAACUCGCUGGCCAAGGGACCUGAUGCCCCUAUAAUGCAGUCGAGCAAGCAUUCGCAGGGGCCAAUCCAGCAGAGCGACGAACGGUCGUUUGUUCGGAUUGUCUAGAAGUCCUUGACAAUGCUAGUUGGGUACUAGUAACUAGCACCCGGACUCUACAGUGGUAUUCGGAAGAUGGGGACAACGAGGUUACCCCUUCAUUAGAGGGUCGGUAAUGGCAAGGGCGAGGUCGAUCGCAAGCCAUAUCGAGGAUGUUCCGGGCGGCGAAAUCGAGAGGAUAGCAGGGUAUAUAUAUUGAUCUCCGGAAAAUUACAGCACACAACACUGUCUUGGCGUCGGCAGCCAUCGCAACAGCGCGAGGAUCGUGCCGGAUUGGGGUGGGAAUGCUAUGCCGGACUUUUGCUAAAC
Canariomyces notabilis is the source of this 3007-nucleotide messenger RNA. RefSeq names its product HET-domain-containing protein. Bases 143 to 2707 code for a protein of 854 amino acids. Lineage: Eukaryota; Fungi; Ascomycota; Sordariomycetes; Sordariales; Chaetomiaceae. The transcript is spliced from 3 exons. The record is from RefSeq and is a predicted model, not a curated record.